AUGGAGGCUAUUCAGACCCACCCUGGCAAUGCCAACCAGGCCAAGAACUUCAUGUCUCCUGGCUCGCUGUCCUUCCCCACUGGCCACAACGAAUUGACACCUCCUGGCGACGCUGGUCUCAAGGCUCCUCAGAACGGUGCCCCGGCUGGCUCUCCGCUUGCCAAUGGCAAUGGUGUUGCGCCUGCCACGCCUGCUGCCACCCCCGGUGCGCAGCAGACCGGCAGCGGCCUGACCCCGACUCUGCAGAACAUCGUGGCAACUGUCAACCUGGACUGCCGUCUGGAUCUGAAGACGAUUGCUCUUCAUGCUCGCAACGCUGAGUACAAUCCCAAGCGAUUCGCCGCCGUCAUCAUGCGUAUUCGUGAGCCCAAGACGACCGCCCUGAUUUUCGCCAGUGGAAAGAUGGUCGUCACUGGUGCCAAAUCUGAGGAUGACUCCAAGCUUGCUAGCCGCAAGUAUGCUCGGAUCAUCCAGAAGCUCGGCUUCAACGCCAAGUUUACCGACUUCAAGAUCCAGAACAUCGUUGGAUCUUGUGAUAUCAAGUUCCCCAUCCGUCUGGAGGGUCUCGCUUCUCGUCACCACAACUUCAGCUCCUACGAGCCUGAGUUGUUCCCCGGUCUUAUCUACCGCAUGGUCAAGCCCAAGAUCGUACUUCUGAUCUUCGUUAGCGGCAAGAUUGUCCUCACUGGUGCCAAGGUCCGAGACGAGAUCUACCACGCUUUCGAGCUGAUCUACCCCGUCUUGCAAGAUUUCCGCAAGGUCUAG
Messenger RNA from Diaporthe citri, 765 nucleotides. RefSeq lists its product as uncharacterized. Gene Ontology annotation, molecular function: DNA binding; RNA polymerase II general transcription initiation factor activity. Lineage: Eukaryota; Fungi; Ascomycota; Sordariomycetes; Diaporthales; Diaporthaceae. The record is from RefSeq and is a predicted model, not a curated record. The coding region runs from base 1 to 765 and encodes 254 amino acids. The transcript has 4 exons. Gene Ontology annotation, biological process: DNA-templated transcription initiation.